This is a messenger RNA of Rana temporaria (common frog), 925 nucleotides long. RefSeq names its product theg spermatid protein (gene SPMAP2). The transcript is spliced from 6 exons. NCBI's taxonomy places the organism in Eukaryota, Metazoa, Chordata, Amphibia, Anura, Ranidae. The record is from RefSeq and is a predicted model, not a curated record. Gene Ontology annotation, biological process: spermatogenesis. The coding region runs from base 4 to 765 and encodes 253 amino acids.
AGCAUGUGUGCAGCUCAAAGCUCUAGGUCUGUAGAAAGUAGCCUGGACAUUCUUGCUCGACCAAAGGCAAAUUUCCUGAAAUACCAAGACAAGCCAUCUGUUUACUGGCAAGACAAGCCAAAAAUGUCUCCUACUUGUGGUCUGACGGCAAGACAGGAGGAGCUGGCAAAGCACAGAACAGUGAGCGAUAUCUAUAUAGAUGACAGACCAUCUCCUAUUUGGCUUGUUACCCCAAAAGCACUGCAAGCUGUCCCUUCUCCACGAGUGGAGAGACUUGCAGAGCCAAAGAGUGUUAGUCAGUACUGGAUGGAAGACCGAUCUGUAUACAGUAUUGUAACUGAAGAAGCUAAGAGAGCAUCUGCUAGUGCACGCAUUGUUCAGCUAGCCAAGCCAAGGAACCAUACAGGCAAUGGGAUACCCAGCAGACCAGCGAGUAAUCAAGAUGAAGAAAAAGACAAAGAAAGCCCCAGAUCUAAUAAAACUGUGACUGCUUCAGCUAGAACAGAAGAGUUAGCAGUGCCCAAAGGAGAACACUCCCAGUACCAACAUGAUCUCUCAGUCAUACGUCAUGUUUCUGCAUCUGCCCUCCAAGCUCAAGCCUCAGACAGAGUCUGCCAGCUUUCAAAACCAAAAACUCGAAAGUCUCUUUUUGAGGGAUAUGAUCCCUACCGAAUUUCACCUGCAGCUAAGCAUGCUGAGGCCUCUUCGCGUAUUGUUGAGCUCUGCACCCCCCCAGCUCGCAGGCAACGUCAAAAGAAAAUCUAAAACAUUUACUCUGUUGUCUCAAAAGCAGUUCAUAGUUCUUGUUUGCUGGUUGUCCACAUGAAAGUUGCAUGUAAAAUAUUGUGAACUGAAAUUUGGCAAAUUGUCAAAAUUAAAUAUCCACCUAAAAGUCUGGAAAUGAAUUCGUAAUACAGCGCUUAAA